GUCCCAGAAGGCCGCGCGGCCUCAGCAGCGGGCGCUUCAGUUCCCAGGGCGACCCCUCUGGCUGAAGCUGGACAUCUGGCGACCGCGGGGUCCUAAGGUGGCCACCGCUUUCCGCACGUUGCUUUCAGCGUCCUCCUUCUCACCUUAAGGCCGCCGCCAUGAAGGAUUCGCUGGUGCUGCAGAGCCGUGUCUCGGCGCACCCGGACUCCCGCUGCUGGUUCCUGGCCUGGAACCCCACGGGGACCCUGCUGGCCUCGUGCGGCGGCGACCGUAAAAUCCGCAUCUGGGGCACCGAGGGUGACAACUGGAUUUGCAAGUCUGUCCUUUCUGAAGGCCAUCAGCGCACUGUUCGGAAAGUGGCCUGGUCCCCCUGUGGAAAUUACCUGGCCUCUGCCAGCUUUGAUGCUACCACUUGCAUUUGGAAGAAGAACCAGGAUGACUUUGAGUGUGUAACCACUCUUGAGGGUCAUGAAAAUGAGGUCAAGUCAGUGGCUUGGGCACCAUCUGGCAACCUCCUGGCUACCUGCAGCAGAGAUAAGAGUGUGUGGGUCUGGGAAGUUGAUGAAGAAGAUGAGUAUGAAUGUGUCAGUGUCCUCAACUCUCAUACACAGGACGUUAAGCAUGUGGUUUGGCACCCAACCCAGGAGCUUUUAGCUUCUGCCAGCUACGAUGAUACAGUGAAGCUGUACCAGGAAGAAGGGGAUGACUGGGUCUGCUGUGCCACCCUUGAAGGUCAUGAGUCCACUGUAUGGAGCUUGGCCUUUGACCCCAGUGGCCAGCGUCUGGCAUCUUGCAGUGAUGACCGUACUGUGCGCAUCUGGCGCCAGUACCUACCAGGCAAUGAACAAGCAGCAGGUUGGGAUUAUACACCUAUAAUCCACCACUCAGGAGGCAGAGGCCAACCUGAUCUACAAAAUGAGUUCCAGCAGAGGCCAUGUCUCAAAAAACAGAACAAAUGAAAAAACAAGUAAAAGGCUCUGUGUGUGUGUGUGUGUGUGUGUGUGUGUGUGUGUUGCCAAUCUGGUGUUUUUCAGGGCAAAGAAUAAUUAGAUGUCUAAUAAGCCUUCUAAAGAGUGGUGAGGGUCGUCUCCAAAGCUGGAGACUUCACCUAAUUUUUUGAUACUGUACAAUUGUGACCUUAGAUUUCUUGGAAGACAGCAGAAGCAGUAUCAAAAGCAGCGGUAGGUAAUGAUAGACAAAUCCAUGGGAGUCUUAGGACCCUUGCAAGGUCAAUACCGUAACAUGAUCAAGGACUGGCACCAGUUAAAUGGCCAUCAGUCUUCACUAUCUUGUUUCCACAGUAGGAAUGGAGACACUUCACUUAGAAAGAUGACUAAUUAUUGUUACACAUUGACCCUUGGCAACUUCUCAUACUGACAAAAGAGAAAAUUCCAUCCAGCCCCUCUGCAAUGAAGUAAGGUGAUCCUAAGGAAAAGCCAUUGGACUUUUGUUGCAAGCCAUUCAUGGAAUACCAUUUUUAUCAGAAAAUUAAGCAUUUAGGCUUGGCUAUUUAAUUGUGUUUCUGAAAAAUGAACACAUUGAACCUUUCACUAAUAGUGUUCGCUGGUAAUGGUAAAUGUUUAAAAGACAGAAUUUCUGAAAACUUGUAACAAACCUUAGUGGUAAUUAAAUUAGCAAAUGAGUAGUGAAUUGUGUGGAUAUCUUGAGAUCUGUGGAAUUUCAUGGGUCAUUCUCCAAAUGGGCAAUGUACUGAUGUUGCAUCUCAAAGGAGAGCCACAAUUAUUUGAAAACUUCUCUUUUUCUCUGAAGUUAACAUGCUUCAGUUCUACCACACAACAGAUGAGCAUAGAAGUGGCUGGCUUCUGUUAAAGUAGAUGUAAAGUGAUUGCAACACUGUACCAUGUUACCCUUCUUCUAGAACUUAUUUUUCCUAAAAUAUGUUAAUGAAAUUAUUUUGAAAUGGACUGCCUUAAUUUUUAAUAUAACAAGUAUCAAUGACUUUAAUAACCUAGAUAAUAAAAGCUUUCAAAAAAAGGGGGAAAGGGUCUUGAAACCAUCAUUUGAAAACUGCUGGCCCUGGAGCAAAGUAAAUCACCUUUCAGUGUUU
Cricetulus griseus (Chinese hamster) is the source of this 2068-nucleotide messenger RNA. NCBI's taxonomy places the organism in Eukaryota, Metazoa, Chordata, Mammalia, Rodentia, Cricetidae. The record is from RefSeq and is a predicted model, not a curated record.